Messenger RNA from Glossina fuscipes, 632 nucleotides. It is a transcript of the gene ND-B16.6, whose product is annotated as NADH dehydrogenase [ubiquinone] 1 alpha subcomplex subunit 13. The transcript is spliced from 4 exons. The record is from RefSeq and is a predicted model, not a curated record. The coding region runs from base 112 to 561 and encodes 149 amino acids. Lineage: Eukaryota; Metazoa; Arthropoda; Insecta; Diptera; Glossinidae.
UGUUUUUAACGCAAUAGUUAUUUAACAUUUAUGCUGGCAGUUCUCUGACUGUUAUGCAAAAGUUAAUAAUAGUGAAGUAAUUUUUUUCGGGCAGUUAGGUUAAAGAAAAACAUGGAAGCUGCCAAAAAGCAAGAUAUGCCUCCACCCGGUGGGUAUAAAAAGAUACCUUACGCUAGAGUGCCAGCGAAAACUUAUAUGACUGGAUUUCAAAUGUUUGCUGCUUACGGAGCUGUCACAACCAUCGGCAUGUACAUUUAUUAUUUAAAUGCUAAGAUGGUACUACGUGAAGAUAUUGAAAUGCGUUCGGCACAAAAUGUCAUAUUUCCUGUUUUGAUAGCAGAACGCGACCGCGAAUUUCUUAAGCAAUUACGUCGAAAUCGGGACGAGGAGGCUCAACUAAUGGCCAACGUUAAGGGCUGGGAGGUUGGCACUUGGUAUGGUGAACCUGUUUUUAAGACUAUACCUAAAGAUAAAUUGAUACCUCCAUCCUACUUGGAAUUCUUUGCUCAAUCCGAUUCAAAAGUACAGAACAGUCGUGCACAUGUAAAAUUGUGGUCUUAAUUUCUUAUGCAAUUAUUAUCAGAACAUGAAAAUAAUUCAAUAAAAACCUUUGAUUGGUUUUGUGAAAGUUA